Molecule: messenger RNA, 885 nt
Organism: Didymodactylos carnosus
Lineage: Eukaryota; Metazoa; Rotifera; Eurotatoria; Philodinida; Philodinidae
Source: the annotation of a GenBank genome assembly
AUGGAAUUGAUCCAAUGCUUCUUCAUAUUGUGUUAUUAUUGGUUAAAAUCACUCAUUGUAACAAUAUUUUAUCAAAAACCACGAAAAAAUUUAAAAGAUGAAAUUAUUCUUGUUACUGGUGCUGGUUCUGGAUUAGGACGAGGUAUUGCUCAACGUUUAGCGUCAACAGGAGCAACAUUAGUAUUAUGGGACGUAAAUGAGAGAGGAAACAAACAAACUGCAAUAGAUAUCGUAGAACAAAACGGAAAAGCGCAUGCAAUGAAGUGUGAUUUGUGUAAUCGAGCAGAAAUAUAUCGUCUUGCCGAACAAGUUCGUGAUCAAAUUGGUACUGUGACAAUGAUUAUUAAUAAUGCUGGAAUUGUAUCGGGUACUCCUCUAUUGGAUACCGAUGAUGAGUCAAUCAUACGAACAUUUGAUGUGAAUGUUCUGGCUCAUUUUUGGGUACUCAAAGCUUUUCUUCGUCCAAUGAUAGAUGCUAACUACGGUCACAUUGUCAACAUUGCAAGUGGAGCAGGCAUUUUUGGAAUGAAUCAUUUAGUUGAUUACUGUUCAUCAAAAUUCGCGGCUGUUGGCCUACACGAAUCUCUAACUGAUGAAUUGCGACAAAGUCGUUCCAAUAUACAAACAACAGUAAUCUGCCCAUCAUUUAUUAACACUGGGAUAGGUACCACAUCAGCCGUCUUAGAUCAAGAAGAGGUUUGUGAUCAAAUCGUUGAAGCUAUUGUGACGAAUAAGCGAUUUGUUAUGCUACCACAACAAACCAUGAUUUUUUACGCGUUAAAAGGAUUGAUGCCAGAGGAAGCUGUCGCAAAAGUGCAAGAUUUUUUUGGUUUAUCCACUUCAAUGAACACAUUUGUUGGAAGAAAUGAUAAAAAACAUACAUAA